ACGUUGGAAUGAUGCGUUGCGCUCCGGCGGAAUAAUGGAGGGACACAUGCGAAACUGGAGCAAGUGAUGGCGAACAUUAACAUGAAUUAAAAAAACACCGUAAAUUGUUUUUAAGACUGGAACUGUGGAUAUAAUGUUGUAAUGAUCUUCAGUGGAGGUUUAAAAAACAAGAAGCACAGGAAGAAGUUCACGAACGCACGAAGAGCUUAUGAACUUCUAAUCUAUCUCACUGCUGUGAAUGAAGUGCUCCGCAAACUCCAUCGCCAUGGAAAACUGUACGUAAUACCCGUUCAGAUUUAUCCUAAAAAAAAAGGUAACAUGAUACGCAUGGAUUUUGCUUCAGAUGAACAUUGUUAAUGUGGACCAAACCGCAGGAGCAUCUAGAUUUAGGAGCGCAGGGUCAAUAGAGGACAGCAGGUGGGGGAAUGCCAGGAGAAGACGACUUUCCCGAUGGAGAAGAGGAAAACUCUUCUCCAGGCUCCAGCGAGCAGGCAGGGCAAGCGGACCAAACGAACAUCGGGCAGGACCCGAGCACCAGUGGACCCGGCUCAGGAGAGGAGGAGGAUGGCGAUGAACGGCGUGGAGGCGAACGUUCAGGAGGGCAGCAGGUGCAGGAUGAUGUGGAUAUGAACAGCGGUCAUGACUCCAGCAGCUGUAAUGACAGCAUCGGUGGAUCACGACAUCAUCGCUCAUCCUCGGCCAAUUGCAGCCCCGGAAGCACCACGGGAUCAGGGAGCACCAAGAGCUCAAAAUCUGCUACUGGUUCCUCAUCAUCCAGUUCCCACAGCUCUCAUCAUACAGAGUGCAGUGAGCAGACAGAACACGGCCGUGAGCAGACGCACAGAGAGAUGAUGCAGACGGUCCAGGAGAUGAAGAAGCGUCUGCCGUCUGAGAAGAGGAUGCGCAGUAAACCCAGUACUGUCGAAGCUCUGCACUAUGCACUAAACUGUGUCAAACAAGUCCAAGCAAACAGCGAGUACUACAACUUACUGAUGAGCAGGGGUGUGGAGGAGAGGAGAGACGCGACUGUGUGCACACUAGAAGAGAUGGAGAGGAUCACAUCAGAACACACGCUGAAAAACGCGGACACAUUUGUGGUGGUUUUCUCUUUGACUACCGGGAAGGUUGUUUACGCGUCAGAACAGGCGUCCAGCGUGCUGCAUUGCAAGCGCAAGUUUCUGGAAUCUGCAAGGUUUGUGGAGCUGCUGUACCACCAGGAUGUCAACGUGUUUUACUCGCACACCGCGCAGCCACGUUUGCCGCCCUGGCACGUGGGCACAGACAGCGUUGCAGUUUUGUUUGAAUGCGCCCAGGUCAAAUCUUUCUUCUGUCGAAUCAGAGGAGGGAAAGACAGAGAUGGAGAGAUGCGCUACAGUCCGUUUCGCAUCACGCCGUACCUGCUGAAAGUUCAAGGGUCGAGGGGAGAACCAGAACCGUGCUGUCUGGCCCUGGCUGAACGCAUCAUCUCAGGAUAUGAGGCCCCACGCAUUCCUAUGGACAAGCGGAUAUUUAGCACAACACACUCCCCUGGCUGUAUAUUUUUAGAAGUGGAUGACCGUGCGGUGCCGUUGCUCGGUUAUCUUCCUCAGGAUCUGAUUGGUACCUCAAUGCUGACCUGUUUGCAUCCGGAUGAUCGUCUGCUGAUGCUGGCCAUGCACCGCAAAAUCCUGAAGUACGCGGGUCAGCCUCCGUUUGAGCAUUCGCCCAUCCGCUUCCGCUGUCAGAAUGGAGACUACGUUACUUUGGACUCCAGCUGGUCCAGUUUUAUUAACCCUUGGAGCCGCAAGGUGGCCUUCAUCAUUGGCAGACACAAAGUUCACACUGGACCGUUGAAUGAGGAUGUUUUUGCUGCGAGGGAUAAAGCUGAACAGGCGGUCAUGUGUGAGGAAGUCAAAGAGCUUCAGGCUAUGAUCUACAAACUCUUCCUGCAGCCUGUUCAUAACAAUGGUUCGAGUGGCUACGGAAGUUUGGGCAGUAAUGGCUCUCAUGAGCAUUACAUCAGUGUGGCGUCAUCCAGCGACAGUAAUGGGAACCUCUGGGAGGAUUCACACCGAGAACCAAUGACAUUGCAGCAGAUAUGUGCUGAUGUCAAUAAAGUGAAGAACUGGGGUCAGCAAGCGUUUCUCGACUCCAGACAGAAACUUACACCACUUCAGCCAGCCACUGCAGUGUCAAGAGGCAGCGGUCUGCCCAACAGCAGUCCGAGUUUGGGAAUCAGAGAUCAUCUGAAGCAGUCUUUACAGGAGGCCAGAAAACAACCGCACAUUCCUUCCUACCAGCAGAUCAACUGUGUGGACAGUAUCAUCAGAUAUUUGGAGAGCUGUACCACAUCUGCUCUAAAACGAAAGAGUGAAUCUCGGUCAAUAGCUACCUCCUCAUCUUCCUCCAUGUCUGAGGAAGAUAAACCACCAGCAGCCGCACAUGAAGAUCCUGCCAACACUGAUGAGACUGCCAUCGAGGUCGGCAGGGUGCUGGACAGUCAGGUGUCAGCGAGUUCGGCCACGGCAGCUGCGGUGGUUGGAGCUCCGCUUACGGACAUCACGCUGUCCACAGAAGCCAUGAGCGUGGUGUCCGUCACCAGUCAAUGCAGUUAUAGUAGCACCAUAGUGCAUGUGCCACAACCCGAGUCAGAAGUCACUGCCUUAGAAGACGCUCCAAUGGGGAGCGAGCCAACAGACUCCGCCCCCACCCCUGCACGCCCCGCCCCCAGUACAUCCUCAGCAGCUCAGGAGGAGUUAUUGGUUGUGGGACUCACGAAGGAGGUGCUGUCGGCCCACACCCAGAAAGAGGAGCAGCAGUUUGUGGAUCGUUUCCGACAUCGAAUCCUGCAGAGUCCCUACAGCUCAUACCUCGAACAGGACAACAGCAGCAUGGCCCACUCCCAUCACAGAGGUGUCCGACCUCCAAACAAACACAAGCGACCCAAACCAGAGGACUCAUCCGACAGCUAUGGUUCACAGCCGGGCAACUUCUGGUCACUUCCCAGGCCCACAGGAGCUCCGCAUUCCUCGUGGCCUUCCUCCGAGUCAUCUCAGCCUCAGCCAUCCAACAUCGGCUUUGUGCCCCCCAUGCAAACGACUCCAUACUUUACAGUCGCGCAGCAGUCAGGGAUGCCCAUGAUGGUUCAACCUGACCAGGGUGUCCAGAACCUCCAACCCAUGAACCCCUUUAUGUUCGUCCUACUCCCUGGCUACCCCACCUACCCUCCCAACUUUGGCAUGUAUCCCCAGGGUAUGCCUGUCGCGGGACCCGGGUUUGUUCCCCAGCCCCCCUAUAAUAUGGGAGGCUACGUCCUACCCGGUGCCCCCAUGCCACAGGGGUCUCCAUUGCAGGGGCAUCUCGCAGGGUUCUCCGCCACAGGAGUUGGAAGGCCUCAGGGUGCCAACCCAGAGGUCGAUUCGAUACCAACACCUUGGUUUGGGGAAGACUUGGAUGCAGCACAGCCCACGGCUCUCUUUUCCAGCUCACGCUCCAGCUCGCCGAUCCAGCUCAACCUGCUUCAGGAAGAGCUGACCAAACCCUCAGAACCACAAAACACCACCGGUCCGGAGAGUCUGCAUGACCACCAUGCCAAAGCGGACGAUGUUCCCAGUGAUUCGGGUAACCAGGACGCUAAUUCUACCUCCAGUGAAAUGCUUGACCAGCUCCUACAGGAGGACGCCCGCUCAGGAACCGGAUCCAACGCCUCAGGCAGCGGCUCUGGAGAGUCCGGAGGGUCUUUGGGGUCCGGAUCUGGACUCUGUUCUAAUGGAACCUCCACCAGCCAUACCGGCAGCAGCAACAGCAGCAAGUACUUCGCCAGCAACGAUUCAUCAGACACGUCGCGAAAAGCACGGAAGUCCGCGGAGGUCCAGGAAAGAGACCGUACGACCUUCCAGAAGCAUCCGCUCCUUCAGGAAGACAACCCGCUGUGGAACAUGAUCAACCAAACCCCAGAAUCCGUCAUGAUGACCUAUCAGAUCAACCCCAGGGAUCAGGCGCAGGUCCUGCAAGAGGAUCGGGAAAAACUGCUUCUGAUGCAGCCCAUGCAACCCUGGUUCACCCAGGAACAGAAGAAAGAGCUGGUUGAGGUUCAUCCGUGGAUCCGGCACCGCACGCUCCCGCAGGAGAUAGACACACAGGGAUGUGUGAGUUGUACCAAUUCUCCCAUGGAACCAGGAGAGGAACUUGCUCUUCAAAGCGACUCUCCAGACCUUCCCACGCCUGACAGCCCCUCUCUACGAGAAUGCUUGUCACAUGACACCAGCACAGAUACCUGAUCGCAGUACCAAAACAGUUGAUCUAUCAUCUUUGGACCUGAUGGACAAACGGUCACCCACGUCAUAACUCUGCCCAAAGACACAAACUAUAUACCAUCACAGGAGACGUCCAGUUUUCAUUCUCGUGACCUGCAGUCAUCAUUUCUCCACUGUUUGCAGACUAUAGACCCCAACAACUGUGAAGAUCUGACUGUGAUUUGGCACUGAUGUCGUAUUCAUCCCUGUGUUUUAGAAAUUUGCCUUUUUUAUUGUUUUUCUAGAAAAAAGUGUAUUAUAUGAAUGUGUUCUCCAGCGUUUCUAUGACAUUUAAUACGACCGACUGAAGCCUACAUCUCAUCGGCUGUGGGGAAGUGAGCCCUUGUCUAAUGCCUGGCAAGAUUUAAGCACCAAGCCUAAAAGCAUCUAUAGAUGCACAAGAUAAACUAAAAAACUCAUUUGUACCCAGUUUCACUGUCCACGGUGUAAAGAAAAAUAUUAACUGAUAUUUAUUUUACAACUUCAUCUCAGUCUUGUGUUGGUCUUCUUUCGACUUAAGGGGGUCGCACACCGGAUGCGUCUACACUGCAAAAAAUGAUUUUCUUAGUAUUUUUGUCUUGUUUUCAGUAAAAAUAUCGAAAAAUUCUUAAAUUAAGAUGCUUUUUCUUGAUGAGCAAAACGACCCAAGAAAAGAAGUCUAGUUUUUAGACCAAAAAUAUCAUAUUUAAGUGAUUUUGUGCAUAAAACAAGCAAAAAAAUCUGCCAAUGGAGUAAGCUAAUUUUUCAAAAAAUUUUCUUGAAUUUAGCGUGUUAAGAAAAUUCAAUUUUCUUGAAUUUAAUGUUUAAGGAAAAUGCUCAAGAUUUUUUUGCUUACCCCAUUGGCAGAUUUUUUUGCUUGUUUUAUGCACAAAAUCACUUAAAUUUGAUAUUUUUGGUCUAAAAACUAGAUUUAUUUUCUUGGGUCGUUUUGCUCAUCAAGAAAAAGCAUCUUAAUUUAAGAAUUUUUAGAUAUUUUUACUGAAAACAAGACAAAAGCAAUGUGUUUGAUUUUUUUGUACGACUCCCUUUACUUUGCCUGUACCUAUUUUUUUUUCAUCCCCAUUUAAACAAAAAAGUUCAUAUAAAAUUGUCUUGAAGAUGUGAUGACAAUCUUUCACUUGAGAAAAUGUUUCCCAUCUAAAGUGAAUAUUUGAAUGUCAGUAUUAGUUUAAUUUUAAAUCAUAUUUUUCUACUACAUAUGUGACCUAAGAUAUGUAUUGAUCUGGUGUAAAACUUAAAAUAAUGUUUAUGGAUUCAGGCAUAACAUGAAUUUUACUAAACCUGUUGAGAACCUGUCCAGUUUAUAUUUCACUUUAAAAUCAAAGAGAAAAAUAACAAAAUAUAUGAAGAGCUCAGAUGCAAAAGCUGCUAAACGCCACCUCUGUCAAAAUGUUCAUAUACGUUUAUUAAAUACUUUCACUUCAAAUCUGCUUAAUCCCGACCUCAUGCCACACAGAAAUACUGGUUUGUUGGGAGAAACUGAUGAAUGUGAAAUAACUGUGGAUCACAUUUAAAUUUGCAUCUCUUGUGAGUACUUGGACAUGAAUACAACAUGAAUGUGGCAGCCAUGUGCAUCCCUAAUGUGUGUUUCAUUUUCUUCAUUUAUACCUUUUGUAUUAUUGCGUUCAUUAUUUGCAAUGCUUCUAGUUGCAUCUUUAGUGAUUUUGCAACUGUUUAUUAUUGCUAGUCCAAAGUGUAUUUUGUUUAGAAGUGGAGGUUUUUGCCACAAAAACAUGAAUGCACUUAGAGGGUUUCGCAGCGAAGGACAAUCAAAUUUGUUAAAUACCAAUGAAAUGACUAAAGUGACAUUUGUGAAAAUUAGGCAUUUCAAAUACUGAAUAAUAACUUUUUCAUUGCCAUUAAAGCAAAAUUACUGAAUCUAAACACAAGAGCCUGACAUAAAAUUUAGAGGCACUUAGAGGGUUUUGCAUCUAAACUCUUUCUAUUUUGCAUAAGGGCAAUGAAUCCUGUUUUGGGGACUGUUAGGAUUUGUUGAUUUGAAAGCAAGGUACAGUAAAAAAAAGUGUUUUGUUAAUACUGGGGUGAAAUGUGAGUCUUUACAUCAUACAUUACAGAACAGCUUAUUCAAAAUUAUGUCCACCGUACAGUAAAUCUCACCAAACCCCUGACCUCUCUUUUGAUAUACUUUUAAUUUAUUUAAAGGUGUACAGUGUGUAUCCGAAGUGAUGUGUGUGUCAUUAUGAGAUGUGUGUUCAUGUGGUGUUCACUUGUCACAACUAGAACAAGUUUUUAGUGAUGUCCCGCAGGGAUCAGAUUACAGAACCAUCAGUCCCAUAAAAUAAAUUACUUCUGUUUUGUACAGUUUAUAUCAGAAAUACAUUUUUGUACAGUUUUUAGAAGAAAGCAAAUGUAAAUAACCGUAUAAUGUAUUUUACUUGUAUAAAAGAAGCCAUUUUGUCUUCAAUUCAGGGAAAUAUUUGUGACACCACAUGAUGACUAUAUGAAUAAAAGACCACGGUGACUUGAA
This is a messenger RNA of Misgurnus anguillicaudatus (oriental weatherfish), 6762 nucleotides long. The record is from RefSeq and is a predicted model, not a curated record. Lineage: Eukaryota; Metazoa; Chordata; Actinopteri; Cypriniformes; Cobitidae.